UGAUACUGUCUGGAUGAAGGGGUGUGGUCUCGAGGGGCGGGGUUUGGAUGCCACCAGCGGAUCCGGCUCAGUGUCUGUGGAGCUCCAGCAGCAGCUGCAGGUUUCUGGAGGACUCUGCCGGAACUGCUGCGCUGACAGGUCCGGUUCCACACCUCCAUGUGGACCCGAACCUCCCUCUGAUUCACCGCAGUUUCGGGGUGCCCCCCGCCCGCCCUUCCCUCCCGCAGGUCAGCGGGUGCCUGUGCGUGAUGCCCUCUGGGUCCUCCGGAGCCUGAUGCCGCAGAGAGCCCCGGCCGCCGCAGAGGAGAUGCCGCUGAGCAGCGCCUGCAGGCGGGAGCGCGCGGACGCGGCGGACGCGGCGGAGCGGCUGCGCUCCGUGCGGGAGCGGCUGGACGCGGUCAUGUUUGGACUCAGCGAGCUGGAGAACCUGCGACAGCGGCAGCAGGUGCUCAUCCGGACCGCGCUGGAGAAGCCCGAGGAUCGGGAGGCUCGUCUGAGUCCGGAGGAGAACAUCCUGGUGCUGAGGAGGCAGCUGAGCCUUUUGAGGAGGAGGGAAGCGGUUCUGAUGGGCCCACUUCAGGAGCUGGACUUGCACAUCAACCAGCUCCGACUGGACGGACAGGUGCCGAGUGACCAGCUGGAGAUGGACAGCCGACCGAGCUCAGGGUUCUACGAGCUCAGUGAUGGAGCUUCCGGGUCGCUCUCCACAUCUUCUCAUUCCGUCUUCAGUGAAUGUUUGUGCUCAAUGACUGACACCGACGGAGCCCCCACAUCCACGGAUGCAUCCCAAGAGGAGCUGGCCGAUUGUGAGGAGUUUGUCCAAGGACUUUCCGACGCCUCGUCUUCUUCGGGCGUGGUUUGUUCCUCGCUCUCAUCGGCUCACCUGCCCCCACCAGAAGCUGAGAUUUCCACCACCUCCCACUCUGACCCGCCGGCCUCAAACAGCAGCCUCGUUUUUCGUUACCCCAGUCCGCUGCGCACCAACGCCGCUCAGAGCCCCGCCUUCCUGCAGGGUGGAGGUCGAGAUGCUGCAGAUGGUCUCAAAGCAGAAACUUACUCCGCUCUUAAGAGCUCCUCUUUGAAGCACCUGGAUGGCUACAUCUACAGCCUGUUGCAGCGGAGGACCCAGCCCAUCAGGUCCAGCAGACCCAGGACUAGCAUCAGCACCGACCCAACAAAAAGUGUCCUUAGACAGCCCAGUCUUUGUGCCAAACAGGUCUCUGGCUUUGAAGUUCUGAAAGGUUCUGAGGAGAAAGUUUGUCGGUCAGCAGAGGGAGUUUCCAGGUCAUCUCCGCCGAAGAGUCAAGGAGAGGAGGUUGUUGAUGAGAUGAAGAAGAGCGACUGCAGAUCUUCUGCAAACCCUCAAAUAUACAACUUUAAAGUGACCAAUAAUCUCAAAACCAGGAGAUCUAAAGGUCACUCAGGUCUUCUCGAUAGCUCUAAAGAAAUGGGGAGUUCUCCGCUUCACUCCUCCCUUGCAGGACAAAGUCGGCCAUGUGGGUCCAACGACCAGGAGCUGCUUCUACAAAUGCCUCCGAGUGUAAAGACAAAGUCUACCAAGUCUCUCAAAAACAGCCAAACAAAGGAGGCCAGAGGGUGUGUACCAGAGCUCUCCUGUAUUGGGGAGUCCACUGCAACCACGAAACCAGGAGGACCAAAGGAAGGAGGAAGGCGUCACAAGGUUACCAGCUCCUCCUCCCAUCACCAAAGUGCCAAACUCUGCAAGGUCGGCAGCAAGAAUGUCAAGGCUGCGAAAGUGAAGACUUCUCUGAUGUUUGAGACCUCUGUGGUCCAGUCAGAGAGGCGGCAUGAGAAGUCACGGCACAGGUCCAGUUCCAGGAGGUUCCAGUACCUGGAAGAUGGAGGCUCCGCCCACACUGAGGUUUACACGAGAGCGACAUUGGCGAGAAACAAAUCUGUUCCAGUAUCGUUGCCAGAAGACCCAGAGGAACUACUGACACCUUUUAGAACACAAGCAGCUGUGUUGAGCCACCGUCACCGCGGCAACCGUCACCGCAGAAGCCGUCACCUCCACGACCAGGUCAUCGUCGCAGGAAAACCCAAACACAGUCGACACAACUAUCGGCGGCUGCAUUCCAUCAGUGAGAACCAAAACUGCACGGCCAAGAGGCGCAGUGGGCAACCGCAGAGGGAAGAGGGGCAAAGCGCCAGAACAUGCCCCGCCUCCAAGGGGCAGCAGAGCAGACCAUACCCCCGUGCCGCAGAGAGCGACUCAGAGUACUCCGCUGAGUGUGUGUCGCUCUUUCACUCCACCAUCGCAGACACCAGCGAGGACGAGAACUCUGACUACACCGCCAACCGCUUCGGAGACAGCGAGUGCAGCGGCGGUGAGGCAGAGGACAGCACCACCGACACAGAGGAGAGUGCGGGGGCGGGAACUUCGACUGGGAGGAGGUUGGGGCAGUUCGGAGCAGCUGGGGUGGGAGGGCAAGCACAGAUGAAGACCCUGGUGAGGGUCAAGGCUUCCUACAAGCUGAAGAAGAAGAUCCUCAGGUUCCGAUCGGGUUCUCUGAAACUGAUGACCACUAUGUGACCACCGCGUGUUGGAUCAGAGGCUUCGGUCACAUGACACAGACCUCCUGAUGGUUCUUAGAACACGUCGGUUCUGAGGAUGAAGUUUGACAUGCUGGGCUCGUCCUCCACACCAGGGGUCCCCAAACUUGUUCUAAUGAGGGCCACAUUACUGUUUUCUUCUCUGAUGGGGGGCCGGGGUCGGUUUGUAGGCUAACAGAAAAAGUGUAACAAUCACAGCCUAAACGUAAACAUUUACGUUUUUCCAGAAAGCCACACAUAGCCGAAUAUGUGGCUAUGUGUGGCUAUUUUUCUUCCGUACACUUUUUGGACGUUAAAAACUCAAUCACACUUUAUGCAAUUUCUGCAAUCUUGGUAUCAAGACGUUCAGUUCAUUAAAGACAUUAUCGCUUGUAUUUUUGAAAUUUGUGCUCUUUAUGGUUUUUGCGAUGUUACCCAAUUUCAACCCCAUUGAAAUGAAUGGCAAUUUUUCAAAUUUCUGCAAAUUCAGCAAUUCCUCACAAGUUUUAAAAUUGAACACAAUUUUACACAAGUUGUGCGAUUUUUUUUUUUCCACAAAAUUCAUACAUUUUUUGCACACUUUGAAACCUACACAAUAUGGGUAUCAAAUCGUUCAACAUGUUAAGGACAUUAAUACUACUUGGGUUUCAUAUGGUUAUUUUUUAAUUUAGCUAAUAUUUUAGCAAUAUGCUAACAUUUUUGGAUAAUUUAGCCUCUAAUAAGGUUUUUUGGGCUAUUUCUCAGUUAAGCUAGUAUUUUAGCAACAUGCUAGU
This is a messenger RNA of Oryzias melastigma (Indian medaka), 3326 nucleotides long. RefSeq names its product dishevelled-binding antagonist of beta-catenin 1 (gene dact1). The transcript is spliced from 4 exons. NCBI's taxonomy places the organism in Eukaryota, Metazoa, Chordata, Actinopteri, Beloniformes, Adrianichthyidae. The coding region runs from base 14 to 2554 and encodes 846 amino acids. Gene Ontology annotation, biological process: regulation of Wnt signaling pathway, planar cell polarity pathway; negative regulation of canonical Wnt signaling pathway; negative regulation of JNK cascade. Gene Ontology annotation, cellular component: cytoplasm. The record is from RefSeq and is a predicted model, not a curated record.